Molecule: messenger RNA, 4724 nt
Organism: Trachymyrmex septentrionalis
Lineage: Eukaryota; Metazoa; Arthropoda; Insecta; Hymenoptera; Formicidae
Gene: Drat
Exons: 4
Coding region: 208-1440 (410 amino acids)
Biological process (GO): alcohol metabolic process
Molecular function (GO): alcohol dehydrogenase (NADP+) activity
Source: RefSeq, a predicted model, not a curated record
CAGCGUGCGAACGUAUCGAGAAUUCGUUCUUCCUUUACUCCAUUGCAAGUUUUUUUUUGUAAAAUCAUUGAAAUUUAGUAACGGUUAGAAACCGUGUUUCGAUAAAACGAUUGUACGUUGACAGUGAAUCAAAAUCUUUGGGUGAAAGAUUCUUGUGCUCAGGUUUUUUGUGAGUGAUUUUUAAAAAUAAAUUUAAUUAAGGUGGUUAUGCCGGUGGAAUUUGAACCGAUGGCACCUGUCGCUCAUAAAACCAUCUCUCAUAAUGGAGAGAAGAUGAAUAAACUGUGCCGUCAACUCUCGAUCGAGAGCCCAAGCGUGACCGGUCGGGAUUGUGUCUUCAGUUUCGAUGUACCCGUGCCGGAUGUGCCGGCGCAUGGUGCCCGCAUCCGGGUGGUGUGCGCUGGUGCUUGUUACCAUCCUCGACGAUCACCGAGUCUGACCAGUUUGACCUCGGUCUCGAGUGGCAGUAGCCUGGCCGCCGAUAUAUCCGUAGAGAGCGAUUACCCGGUAUUUAUACCGCAUCAUGGGGUACGCGACGCUGCUCUAUUCCCUGGCUACGAAGUGGCUGGCGUGAUCGAAUCGUUUGGCACCGAGGUACCUGAAGACCGCGAACUUGCUGUGGGCGACCGCGUUAUUCUCUAUCCCUAUGAUGGCAUUCCCAAUGGUUACGUCGAAUAUCUGGUAGUGCACGACCUCAAGUACCUGAUCAAGCUUCCGGACAAUAUGUCACUUAGCGUGGGAGCUAUGCUGCCGGCCGGCGCGCUUCUCGCUAUGAACACCGUCUUCGCCGCGCACGAACACGUGCAGGCAUUAUUGAAAGAAAGGGGUGAAAACAGCGUGUGCAAGAUUCUUGUAGUUGGCACAGGUGGCCUUGCCUUGUGGGCCCUCAGAAUCGCAUCGUAUCACUUCAUCGCUGACAGUAAUAUGAGAGAUAGAGUUACUACUACGAUAGCCACUCUUAAGGACGAUGGUCUUCUCAUAGCUCAGGAAUUCCAACGCAACAGUCGGCAUAUUCGUUACAGGGUGAACGUAGUACAGUGGAACGAGGAUCUUUAUGAGAAGCAGUUGAUCGAACGCACGAUGGAUGCCUGUGGUGGCCAAGUAGACGUGGUAAUCGAUUUCGGCACGACAUCACGCAAUCUUCAUCGCAGCAUGCAAUGCCUAAGUAAGGGCGGUGUAGUGUUUGUGAUCAAGGAAGUCGCAGAUCGACUACUGCCCAAGUUUAGCCGACGAGCGGAAGAGCGGCAGCAAUCUAUCAAACCGGUAGAACCGGGUACUUUGGAGCAAUUACGGGAGCUGGUGCAACUAGUCGCCUCGGGCGACAUCCAGCCGCCUCCGCACACCGUGUAUCCCGCCGAGGAAGCUCUGGACGUCGUCCAAAAGCUUUGUCACUCGGAGAUCCAGGGCCGCGCGAUUCUCCGCUUUUAUCCCGCGGACUAGAAGAUUUUUCGUUGAAAGAUUUCUCCGCGAUCGCAGAUCAGGCGACAGAUUCGACGACGACGACCGAAAAAGUCCGGAUCCGGCCCGGGUGAUGAGAGUUGUACAAUUGAGAGUUACUACGGCGUGUGCGUUUCGAAGUUUCAAUAUGUAGCUGAGAAGAACUAUCGAGUACAGAAGUAACUAUAUUGCUUCAUAUUGAGGGCCGGAGAUUAGAUAAAGCGUUGAUACGUGUAUGUCCUGUAGGGCGAUAGUUUGCGAAUGAGGGGACUUGACUACAGGAAUGAUCUUCGUAGAAGUGACACAUAAACUCGAAGAGAUUUGAUCUACCGAGUCAAAAAGAUCUCACAAAAUCGACAAAAUUUGACGAUACACGAAUGAAAGAAUUGACGAAAGAACGAAUAAAAGAGUUGACGAAAGAAUGACGUUCUUAUUUAUAUGGAUGAUCAAAUAUUAAUUGUUAAUUUGACAGAAUUUUUUUGUAAUAACAGUACGAAAUACUUUUGAAUCCAAUUUAAUUUCAUCAGACUUUUUGUUGAUUGACAAUUCUUUUUAAUGCUAACCAAACGUGUAAUAUUUGAAGGAAAGUUUUCAUAUAAUAAACGAAUUCUUUUCUGUAAAGAACUUUUUUUCGAAAGUUUGCCAAUGAAAUGAAAAAAAUUAGAAAAUUAUUAUUUAAUAUUUUAGGAAUUAUCUCACUUUAUGCCUUUCUUUUAAGUAACGAGCAAUUAACUUUCAGAAAUGGGCAGAGAUAAUAAUGUAUACGUCAAUCCAUCACACGGGCAUAAGAUAACAGCCUAGAUAGUACGAAAAAAUGACAUAAAGCUGUCAUGCUUAACAAAAAAGGACAUUAUCGUUAAAGAAGCGACGCUCUCUAUUUUCUAUUAAUGGAUGUCUAAUAUUUGUCGUUUCUUGGCACAAAGUAAAAUCCAAGAUAACAUUAUAAUGUAUGCAUAUUUGUGCCGAAUGCACUAAUGCAGUUAUGAGCAAUUAAUGUACGAGGUAUUCUGUUUCGUAUUCAAGAAUUCUUGAAUAGAAACAUACUGAUUGGAGACACAAAGCAAUACAGUUGUGUGUCUCUUCGACACGUGUGAAGCUGUGGUAUUAAAACGCGCACGUAAUAAGAUAAUUUCGAUGUAUGUUGAUUAUUUUUACUAAGAAUUCAAGAGAGUACCAGCAACUAUACAAAAUAGUCAUAUUAACUAUACUGUUUUUAAUAUUUAUAUUGUAGUUAAUACGAGUACUUAAAAGUCGUUGGUGCCUAGAAAUAGUGAUAAAAAAAGGAUUAAAAGAAAUGAAACAACUUCUAAUAUAAUUGUAUUAACUAUACUACUUUAAUUAUAACUACAAAUAGCUAAUAAUGGCUAUUUAAAGUUGCUGGUAUUUGUAGAAACAUCGACAGUAUGAGAAGAAUUAAAGCUAAUAUUUUUGCUGAAAACAUAUGAAGGAAUGUCGAGAAUUUUCCUAUAAGAUGUUUUAUUGAUACCGCUGUAUUUAGAGCAGAACAAUCGGAAAGAAGUCUGUAUUUAAAAUGCAUUUUCAAACGAUCUUUAUUUAAUUAUAUUAAAUGUGUAUAUUGUUGAACAAUUUUUUUAAAUAUAUAUAUAUAUAAACGUGACAAGAAUACAGACUUUAUAACAACAGCGGUACAUUCGAUAUGAUCAGAAGAUUUUAGGAGAGACAGAUUGAGACAGCGAUCAUUCACGUUAAUUAUGUGAUGAGAACCAGCGACCUUGUUGAGCACGCAUUUAUUUCAAGCGAUAUUCUUUAUGUGUUGGCGGCGUAUAUUGCUAUGUAUUUUAAUUAUCGAGAAACUUUGUCGCGACAAUAAUGGUGACAGAUUGAUAUAUCUUGUAAUUAUUUGAAAUAUACAGAGUCACUACUAAUUGUCACGAAUGUUCCACGAUAAUUAAUUGAAGGACACCGAUGAAGAUACCGCUGACGCAGUACAAAAGUGUACUACUGCAGAACCCAAAACAAGUCCGAUAUUUAUGAGCACACUUCAAUGCAUACUGCAAUGAAUAUUGCAGCACAGGAUCAAACAUGUAUAUUCAAUGUCAAUUCAGGAAUAAUAUUCGAUCGGAUGCGCCUGUACGAGCGCCUAGAAUAAAUUCCCCGUUAAGAUAAGGAUGUUGAACUGUAAUAAAUAUCUGUCCUACCAUAAAAUGACACGUCGUCGCUAUAGCGAGGUAAUCCCGAAACUUAGUAAAUAACGUGUCUUGAAAGCUAGGAAUACAGUAUCAAUAAGAUUCAAAGUUGUUUCUUUGUAAGGCAGGUACAGAAAAAAAUAAUCGCUUCAUAAAUAGACCUAAGAACAAUCGCUUCAUAAAUAGAUUCUAUUUUUCAUGAUUUAAAAAUUAUUAAGACGAGUUCCUUCACAGCACACAUCUAGUUAGCGGAUAUAUGCUUUUUCAGACGUUCUAGUGUGAAAGAGUGAGAUAUAUACCGUAUCCGUACAUAAAAAUAUUUUAAUGAAUUGAUAUACUAAGAUAUUUAACUAUAUGUUUAAGUUUCUUAAUAUGUUUUCCGAAUCAGAGGCGAGCAUACAAGUAUGCUGAAUUUAAACGCAUCAGUGCUGACCAUGCCUGAUAUUUUCCUAUAAUUAAACUUCCUUCCGAGGUCUAGAUGAUCACCUCGCUACAUCGUUAAUAUGCCACUUUAUGGUACCAUGUGAAUAUUUACGUAAAGUAUGGCGUUACUUUACUUUAAGAUUCUAUCCGACAUAAUUGAGAUUGUAUUUAAAAUGAAAUGUGUCGCAUAUAAGAGUGAACGUGAAUUGCGUUUCAAGGUCAAGAGAAACGAGCGAUCGUAUUAAAUGACGAGUAGUUGCACGCUAACCGGGCCUUGCCGUCAUAUCUGCCGAUGGUUUCGUGAAACUUAAACACGACAUCGCGAAUCCGAAUCUUAUCGUUAACCGGCACAAUAAUAAGAGCAUAAUAUACUUUACUGAGCGUGUACACUCGUGUCCAGAAUAUCUCGUUGAUCGUCGUUUAUCGUUAGAUCAGUAUUCACCUUUUGCUUAGCGUAAGUUAAUGUAAGUUCGUUCGCGUAAACUUGCGACAUAAUGCUCGCGUCGAUCGUAAUACAAUCGCAAGUUGUACCUCAGAAAGACUGUUCUGUUUAUUUUAAAUGGUAUAUUGAUAUACCCCUCAUUUUUAAUUUUUAUCGUAUAAUUUAGGCGAUAGCUGAGGGUCGUAGCGCAUUAUGUAAUAUUAUUGUAUUUACUGUUGAUUGUAACAGUAAACGCAUUAUUACAUUACGGUGAUAAUAUAGCCAAUGUCUUAUUU